Molecule: messenger RNA, 882 nt
Organism: Diaporthe batatas
Lineage: Eukaryota; Fungi; Ascomycota; Sordariomycetes; Diaporthales; Diaporthaceae
Exons: 1
Coding region: 1-882 (293 amino acids)
Source: RefSeq, a predicted model, not a curated record
AUGUCUAUCCAACAGCCAGACUACUAUACCGCUCUAGGUAUCAACCCCUACUCAACUUUUAGAGAAAUCCAAAAGGCCUUCUUUAGGCUAUCUCUUUCCUAUCACCCCGACAAGCAUACCAAAUACAAACCCGAAGAAGCUCAUAAACAAUUCGUCAUUAUAUCUGCUGCAAAUAACGUACUCAAAGACCCCGUAUCCAGGCGCAAGUACGAAGACGCCCAGAAGUGGGCGUACAACGAAGACGACGAUGGUGAAGAUACGUCGGAGCAUCCGGCAUCCCAUCAUCCUCUGUUUCACGGAACUCGGGCUGAGCGAGAAGCUCGCCGACGUGAACGCCAGCAGACCCGGUAUGCCAACCGGGCAUCAUCGAAGAAUUGGGGAACUGAAGAGGGUCCAUCUGAUUGGGGUCAUGGCUUCUAUCCCGAGUCGGAUGACACAGACGAGGCCAAGCCGUCUCAGCCGCAGGAGGACCUGUCUGCCGAGGAGGGGGCGUGGCUGAGGUACCGUAACGCCAAGAAUAAUCUCCAAGGCCUCUCUUUCAGCCUCAAAGACGCUCUAUACAGCGUCCUGGAGCUGAUCCGAUCUCUCCGGGCUGAUGAUAAUAUCAAAAAGCGGGCAGCCAAGGCCAGAGUCCAACUACGUUCAAUCGAGGUCUUUUUCCAUAGCGUUCAGGAGGAGAUGGACGCUGUACUCUGGCCAACCUGCUUGACGGAAACGACUGUCCUUCGCAUCAACAAGAUGAUGAAUCUGGAAAGCAAUAUCCAAGAAUUUCUCAUCAUGCUCAAUUCUCGGCCUGGGGACACUUCCCCGGAGCAAGAAGCUACAGAGACUAGCAAGCUUUUGCUGAAGGCUAUGGGCAAGUGGGCCCAGCUCUGUCGUUGA